AUGGGGAUUUACUUCUUCUGCCUCAACCAUCUUCACGUUCCUGUUGUGUUGGAAUCCAAUAAGGGCAUGCUGCAGCAACCGCAGCAGCAAAGCUCUCUCACGAUCUUCUCUGUUGGGUUUUUCGCUCGAGGGUUGGCAGCAGCAGCCGUCAUGCCGUUCACGGUCGUCAAGACGCGUUUCGAAGCAGGAGACCGAUGGUAUGGCAACGGAAUCAUCCAGACUUUGAGAGGGAUCGCGCGAGCCGAGCACCCGACCGCCCUCUUCCGCGGCUUCCUUCCGACCAUCUUACGAGACUCUCCGUUCUCAGGCGUUUACCUCCUUCUCUACUCCAAGUCGAAAGCCGCAAUAGAACCUCUCGAUGUUGCAACCAUGAUCCCCCGCCCUCUCUUGAAUUUCUGCAUUGGCGCUUUUUCGGGAGUUUUUGCUACGAUCUUGACCAAUCCUCCUGAUGUCGUUCGGACUAGAAUGCAGCUGCGAAACGUGGAAGGGGGAGGUGGGAUGAGCGUCAUGCAUGUCGUUCGUUCCAUGUACAAGAACGAGGGGAUUGGAGCUUUCUUUCACCUCGGGGUCCUUCCCCGCGUUGUGAAGCGCAGCGUGCAGGCGGCUCUCACCUGGACUCUCUACCAUGAGUUCGUGGCAAUGAGGUUGUUCAGAUCCUCAGGGAAGCACCGUCCUGCAUGA
Guillardia theta CCMP2712 is the source of this 681-nucleotide messenger RNA. RefSeq lists its product as hypothetical. The record is from RefSeq and is a predicted model, not a curated record. Gene Ontology annotation, cellular component: mitochondrion. Gene Ontology annotation, biological process: glycine import into mitochondrion. Gene Ontology annotation, molecular function: glycine transmembrane transporter activity. The coding region runs from base 1 to 681 and encodes 226 amino acids. NCBI's taxonomy places the organism in Eukaryota, Cryptophyceae, Pyrenomonadales, Geminigeraceae. The transcript is spliced from 8 exons.